Molecule: messenger RNA, 2082 nt
Organism: Phyllopteryx taeniolatus (common seadragon)
Lineage: Eukaryota; Metazoa; Chordata; Actinopteri; Syngnathiformes; Syngnathidae
Product: potassium voltage-gated channel subfamily A member 7-like
Exons: 3
Coding region: 142-1689 (515 amino acids)
Biological process (GO): potassium ion transmembrane transport; protein homooligomerization
Cellular component (GO): membrane; voltage-gated potassium channel complex
Molecular function (GO): delayed rectifier potassium channel activity; protein binding
Source: RefSeq, a predicted model, not a curated record
GACGGAAGGACAGCAAGGAGCAACAGCGUGGACAUCAUCAGCAUGUUUGAGAGGGACGGGUGAGCUGAGGGCACCCUGAUGGGGCGGCGGUCAUGGGGGUGACACAUUAGUUGAAUCCACAGGAAUCGCCAAGGUUGAGAAAUGGCAAGCCCAGACAAGGACGGCGGGAGCAAAGACAAGCAUCCGUCCGAGGACGAGGAAAAAUGGGCCAAAGACGAGCACAAUCAGCAGGAGAAGGAGAGCGGGAAGGUGGUGGUGCCGCCCUCGGGUAGGGACACCAAGCGGGGCAAGCGGCGCACCCCAUGCAGGAGCGGCUGGGCCCUGACUGAGCGUUUGGCCAUCAACGUGUCGGGCAUGCGUUAUGAAACCCAGCUGCGCACCGUCGCUCAGUUCCCCAAGUCCUUACUAGGAGACCCCCGUAAGCGGCUGCGCUACUUCGACCCCGUGCGGAACGAGAUAUUCCUGGACCGCAGUCGGGUGUGCUUCGAGGCCAUCCUGUACUUUUACCAGUCAGGCGGUAGACUGCGGCGGCCCGCCAACGUGCCGCGCGAUGUGUUCUUGGAGGAGCUGCGCUUCUACCAGCUGGGUGAAGACAUCCUGGAACGUUUUAAGGAGGACGAGGGCUUCCCCAAGGAGGAGGAGCGAGCUCUGCCCAGCGGGAAGCUGCGACGCCGGCUAUGGAUGCUCUUCGAGUAUCCUGAGUCAUCCAGUGCUGCCCGCAUCAUUGCCAUCGUUAGCGUGUUGGUCAUCAUCAUCUCCAUCCUCAUCUUCUGCCUGGAGACCCUUCCUGAGUUCAGGAACGAGAGGGAGCAGAGAGAGAGGUUCACUAGCGUUCUUCACUCAGCCGUAAGCAACGAGAGCCUCCCACACUCGGCAGUGUUUUCCCCCUUCCAGGAUCCCUUCUUCAUCGUGGAGACCAUCUGUAUCUGCUGGUUCUCCUUUGAGCUCAUUAUGCGCUUCAGUUGCUCCCCCAGCAAGACACACUUCUUCAAGGACGUCAUGAACACCAUCGACUUCUUCGCUAUCAUUCCUUAUUUCGUCACACUGGGCACGGAGCUGGCCAGGGACAAAGGGGCGCAGCCCUCUGUGUCAUUAGCCCUGAUCCGCGUCAUCCGGCUAGUGAGGGUUUUCAGAAUCUUCAAGUUAUCCCGACACUCCAAAGGUCUCCAGAUCCUGGGCCAGACGCUGAAGGCCAGCCUGCGAGAACUUGCCCUGCUCAUCUUCUUUCUCUUCAUCGGCGUCAUCCUCUUCUCCAGCGCUGUCUAUUUCGCAGAGGUGGACCGCCCGGACACGAAUUUCACCAGCAUCCCGGAGGCCUUCUGGUGGGCUGUGGUUUCCAUGACGACAGUGGGCUACGGCGACAUGUAUCCCGAGACGGUAGGCGGAAAAUUGGUGGGCUCCAUGUGUGCCAUUGCCGGCGUGCUCACCAUCUCACUGCCUGUGCCUGUCAUCGUGUCCAACUUCAGCUACUUCUACCACCGCGAGAUGGAACGGGACGACACAAGCGUGUACCAACACGUGUCCACGUCCAUUUGGGAAGAUGAUGACGAAGAUAACGAGGAAGAGCUGGAUGAAGGGCCUGAGGACAUAGGAGAAAGCACACCACUCUAUGGAAGGAACAGCAAAGCAGAUGGAGAUCUUGGUCGGGUGAACUUUCUUCUCAGAGAACCUCUGGUCACUCAGGUGUGAAGGAACCACAGACGAGGGUGUUAGCUACUUUGGAAAAUCCAAAGGAGACAUGGACAGGGAGAACCUGCAAUCAACCUCAUUCAGGUCAAUUGACUUGUCGCUAAGCCAGAUCCCAGAAACGCAGAGGAAUAUCAGUUUGACAGGUUCCCAGCAGGCCUCUAUUGAACUUAGUGACCUAUUUGAUGAUUUUUAAGUUUGCAACUAGUAUUGGUGCUGCUAGCGUGGCAACUAAGCUAAUGAGGGUAACUCCUGGUUAGAACAUUUGUAUAGGCCUGAGUUUUGCUUUUUUUAAUGAUUGUAACAGUUAAUCUCGAUGUUGAGACAGUGGUUACAUUUAAUCCUUGAUAUGUAAGGUACAUUAUCUUAGACCCCUAUCUCUGGCCGAGAUGUCGC